This is a messenger RNA of Aspergillus calidoustus, 507 nucleotides long. The record is from the annotation of a GenBank genome assembly. Lineage: Eukaryota; Fungi; Ascomycota; Eurotiomycetes; Eurotiales; Aspergillaceae.
AUGACCCAAUCAACCGAACAGCCUCUCCCCACGGUUCGCCGCAUUGUGACCGGUCACAACAACGAGAUCCAAGCGGUAAUUCAGCGAGAUGGCCUCAUCAGUGCACGCCAGGCCGGCCACGGGCCAUACAUCACCCGUCUUUGGGCCAGCGACAAGGUACCACCGCGCGCAGAUGCCACAAGUGAUAUGGGCCUUGCGGAAACCGGGUUGUCGAACAACGGGACUAUUUGCAGGAUCGUGGAUUUCCCCCCAAACUCGAAAGGAAUGGUGCACCGGUCAAUGACACUGGACUACAUCUAUGUCACCAAGGGAGAAAUUGUGCUUACACUGGACGAUGGAUCGCGCACUCUGGUCAAGGAGGGUGAAUUGGUGGUGCAGCAGGCGACAAUGCAUGGAUGGGACAACGAGACAGACUCUUGGGCCAGGCUUCUGUGCAUUCUAAUUGCUGCGGAACCACCAGUGGUUGAAGGGCAGCAGCUGAAGGCGGAGGUGCCUUUCCAGAUCUAA